ACCGCGUCUGAUUUGUGUGUGUGUGUAUAUAUAUAUAUAUAUAUGUAUGUAAGGGAAUUGAAGUGGGUGUUCCAUCAUUUCCAUUAUAAUUAACAUAGCCACUGUUACUACUGUAUCCAAGCUUAUAUAUACAUAUAUAUAUAUAUAGAGAGAGAGAGAGAGAGUUAAGUACUUGUAAUGGAUACUAGUUUUCUGGUGAUGAGUUUCUUCUCCUUCUUCUUCAUGUUGUUUGUGUUGAGUGAAUGGGAAAUGGCGGCGGCUGCACCGCCGGCGGCCGGAUACGUGUUCGGAGACUCACUGGUGGACGUCGGCAACAACAACUUCCUUGCUAUAUCCGUUGCCAAGGCUAAUUUUCCGCACAACGGCGUCGAUUUUCCUACCGGAAAACCCACUGGAAGGUUCAGUAAUGGCAAGAAUGCUGCUGAUUUUAUUGCUGAAAAAGUGGGCUUACCGACGUCACCGCCGUAUCUCUCGCCGGGAACCAAAAACAACGUCUCCGCUUUCUUAACUGGUGUUAGCUUUGCCUCUGGUGGUGCAGGAAUCUUCAAUGGCACAGACCAAGUUUUUGGGCAAUCGAUACCGUUGUCGAAACAAGUAGGUAAUUAUAUUUCUGUUUAUGGUGCUUUGGUGGAGCGGCUGGGAUCCUCUGCUACGCACACACACCUUUCUAAAUCGCUCUUCACCAUUGUGGUCGGUAGCAAUGACAUCUUUGACUACUUUGGAUCGUCCGAUCUCCGCAAGAAGAAUACCCCACAGCAAUAUGUGGAUCUAAUGGUCAUCAAACUAAAAGAGCAAUUAAAGAGACUAUAUGAUUAUGGUGGUCGUAAAUUUCUUGUUGCUGGACUUGGAGUAAUAGGCUGCAUUCCCGCGCAAAGAGUAAAGAUCCCAACUCACGAAUGUAAUGAAGAAGUAAACCAUUGGUGCAUUCAAUACAAUGAAAGAUUAAGGUCAAUGUUACAAGAAUUGAAGUCACAGCUCCACGACAUCAAUUAUUCAUACUUCAACACUUACAAUAUAUUAAACAAUAUUAUUCAAAAAUCAUCUACCUUCGGGUUCAAUGAGGUUAACUCGGCUUGUUGUGGACUUGGAGAAUUGAGAGCUAAGGUUCCUUGCAUACCUAUUUCUAAAUUUUGUUCGAACAGAAAAAACCACGUCUUUUGGGAUCUUUACCACCCAACAGAAGCAGCUUCCCGUAUUUUGGUUGAUACUAUUUUUAUUAGUUCUUCGCAAGAUAUAUUUCCAAUGAAUCUACAACAAUUAAUUAAUAUAUAAGAUGUAAGCUCUAUGUAAUUAGAUAAAUUUUUAUAAAUAAUUAAUUAUUUGAGUG
Carica papaya (papaya) is the source of this 1327-nucleotide messenger RNA. RefSeq names its product GDSL-like Lipase/Acylhydrolase superfamily protein. Gene Ontology annotation, molecular function: hydrolase activity, acting on ester bonds. Lineage: Eukaryota; Viridiplantae; Streptophyta; Magnoliopsida; Brassicales; Caricaceae. The record is from RefSeq and is a predicted model, not a curated record.